CCACUCGCGCCGCCGUCGACCGCCGCUAGAAAGGGGCCCCAGAAAGCAGCCGACAGCCCCAGACGAAAGCUUUCUCGCUGUCCAGCCAGGGCGGGUCACGCAGUGGGGAGAGGAUGGCCACCUCCCAAAAGGCGUGCGACGAGCUCCUGCGCGCCCCCGUGCCCGCCCUGGCGACGACCCUGCAGCGCUACCUGGAUUCCCUGGUGGCCGUCGUGAGUCCCGCCCAACUCGAGGCCACCCGGAGGAUCGUCAGGGACUUCGCCGGAUCCUCGGCCGAGCAGGGACCUCCGCGGGACGACGGCGAGGGAGCCGCGUCGGCCCCCGCCUCCGGGGCCACAAAAACGGCACCACUGGGGCCCCUGCUACAAGAAAAGCUCCGACUGUUCGCGUCCUCCAGGGACAACUGGGUGACGGAGCUCUGGCUGGACGACAUGUACCUCAAUAACGACCAACCGCUUCCCGUCAACUCUUCUCCGUUCUGUCUCCUUCCCAAGCAAAACUUCAGGACCUCCGCAGAGCAAGCUAGGUUUGCGGCACGCUUCAUUGAAUUCGCGGUGCUUUUCAAACGAAAGAUCGACAACGGAACCUUACGGCCGGACGUGAGUCGCAGCCGAGGCGGCGGGCAGCAGCCCCUGUGCAUGCAGACGUACCGACACUUCUUCCCGGCCUACCGAAGGCCGGGCCCGAACAAGGACGACCUCCUACUGGACACGGCCAUGCAACAGCAAGACCACGUCAUCGUCGUCUGCCGAGACCAGUUCUUCCGGCUAAAACUGCCACUGGACAAAGAAGAACUGGACACGGAAGCCAUCGUCGAGCAGCUCCUGAGCAUCAAGCGGCGAGCCAAGGACCCUUCGGAAAGACAGCCGCCCGUCGGGAUCCUCACAACGGAAAACAGAAGAACCUGGUCCAACCUCUAUCUCAAGCUCUCUCGGAGCAACGUGAACCAGUGCUCGCUGCAGUCCCUGGAGACGUGCCUGCUGGUGGUGUGCCUGGACAGGCCGCUCAACCUGCGGCGCCACUACGCCACGAUCCGGCGCGAGUCCUUCACCCUGGACUGGGCCGCCCAGGCGGCGCACCUGCUGCACGGCGAGAGCAACACCCCGGGCGAAGGGAAUGCCGCAAACCGCUGGUACGACAAGUUCAUGCAGAUAGUCGUCAGCCGAGACGGAGUCAACGGUCUCAUUAUCGAGCAUUCGGGCUCCGACGGCGUCACGGUCCUCAGGUUCUGCGAGGAAUUCCUCGACUUCGUGCAAGAACAUUCGGUAUGCUCAUCAGCCCGAAGGGGGAGUGGGGACACAUCUCUGUAUCCGGUGUCGAGGCUCAGCUGGGACCUGAAUGAGGACAUGCUCAGAACCAUCCAGGAGGCCAGCAAGUCGCUCGGCAAAUUGGCAGAAGACGUGGAUCUAUACGUCCUCACCUUUCAAAACUACGGCAAAGACUUCAUCAAGGCACAGAAAAUAAGCCCGGACGUCUUCAUACAACUGGCCCUACAACUAACGUACUACAAGGUGCACCGGAAGCUGGUGUCGACGUACGAGAGCGCCUCUCUGCGCAAGUUCCACCUGGGACGCGUGGACAACAUCAGGGCGGCCACGUCCGAGGCUCUCACCUGGAUCCAGGCCAUGUGCGACGCUGUGCCGGCUUCGACAGUGAACGGGGAAGGUCCCGAUAACCACCUGCUGGGACUUCGCGAGAUGGCCAGGCUACACGAAAAGACGGUCCCGCUCUUCGAGGACAAGUCUUACGCCGACUUCCUCCGCUUCCGGCUGUCGACCAGCCAGCUGGCCACAGAGAAAAGCAUCCUGGUGGGCUACGGUCCCGUCGUGCCGGACGGCUACGGCUGUUCCUACAACAUCUGCCCGGCGCAUGUGGACUUCUGCGUGUCCUCUUUCUUCAGCUCGCCGGAGACGUCGUCCGACUUCUUCGCGCUCUCGCUCGAAGGUAGUUUGCUCCAGAUGCGGGAACUCUGCAUCAAGAGGGCCCAGAAGGACGCCGAAAACAACGCCGUCCUUCCUCCCACAGCGAGUUGAAAUUGCUGUUCGAUUAGGUAGCCUUGGGUUUUGUUGACAGCGCCUGGAACGCGUCUCCGAACGGUGUCUUUGCCGCCUCAAAUUUUCGGCUGGUGGCGUCACGAUUGUGUGUAAUUCUGCGGACCGACGCGAUCCUGGCGGGUGCACGGCUGUGAUGGUGAACACGGCAGAUGUCCGUUCUGUUGUAGUUCGCUCUGCAGCCCGCCAGUCGACGGAAACUACGGCUGUCAUUGGCUGGCUUCACAGAAGGGUGUAUGCGUACGGCUGCUCUCUUCAAAUCGGGCUGCUACUUGCGCCAUCUAGCCAGUGUUUUGAAUAGUAUUCCUGUCACACUAAUACUUACAAUACUGGUGAUACUUACAACAUCGUCAAUUAACUUACAUCUAAUAUACAAAGCAAUAAUGUAAAGCCUUUUAAUAGUAAUCCUGCUAAAAUUACGAUUUCAUACCGUGACGACAGCGAUGUUUGAGUCCGCUCGUCUGCUUCGACUGAAUUUUGACAACAAACCGCCAGGAUCACGACAAUUCGCAGCUUUGUCUGGCAUCGCCAUGGCGUAUUUUUUCGCCGGAUUUAAAAUAUACUGAAGUGAUAGUAUAACGCGCUAAAAAAACUAAUCGGAGACGCGUUCUAGGCGCUAAAUAGUUUUGUGAACGAUGUUUUUGUCCCGACAGCCUCGUAGACUCACAAACAAAAUCAAAUCAAUUUAGGAAGGCGAUAUAUGAAAUUGUUAUCAAACAACCUAUUACGAUGCAUUACUAAUUCUGACCGCGGCGAGCGUGAACAGAACAGAGUGUGGCGCAGUGUAUCACUAGUGCCAUCCAACGAAUCGGAGAAGAGGUUGUUCCACGGCAUAGCAGAUGACAAGGAGGCAAGAAUCAAGCCAUUGUCUGCUCAGGUUUGUUUAUCCAGUCACUCGACCUGCGCUCAUACAGGUUUCCCCAAGCAGUCCCCAAAUGCUGGCACAAAGCGCCAAGUUCUCUUCUGCUCCCACUUGCAUUGACAAUGGCUGCAAACACAGUCACACACGCGACAUAAGAUAUCCAGGUCAUACAAGCCGGCACUAGUGCAAUUGCAGAGGCGAGUCAGUUUAUUUUUCUUUCGUGCAUGACUAGGCAUGUUUCUGUCUCUAGCACUGAAGUCUUGGGACUAGAAAUAUUCCAAGCGUACAAUAGGCGGCGUUGUUUUUGGUAUAUCGCUCAAGGAAUGUUAUGACCAGGAUACAAAUAGCCGUGAGUACAUCCAGCUGAUUCCGCGUCAAUCAACCUAGAUGGGCAGCACCGACCAGCUUGCGUUAGAUAAACCCGGUUUACAAUGGAGUUAUUAAGGUACACCAGAAACAGGAUUUACUAGCUUAGUGAAGGAACUCUUCAACCAAAAUGCUGGUACGUUCAACGUGCUUUCAGCUGAGAGGUCACUGGACCGGUCUCGCUCCUCGAUGCAAUCAGUCAACAUUUCACAUCAGGCAUCAUCAGAAAGUGAUGUAGGCUGCAGGAGCGAGUAAACUCCACCGGAUUUUGUUUUUGAUUUGACAACGACCAUUCUAGGAACGCUACACUGUUCCCUGUUAAAUAACCACACACAAAAAAAUGCGAAGAGGCUAACGAGACUAGUGACACGUCAAUAACUUUACCGUCAAUUUAAGCUCAUUACAAGAUACGACGAAUUAAAACAUUUAGUAUGUAGAUGCCGGUGCUUAUCUUUCCCCGCACAGCUUUCGUCUAUGCAGAAAAGCUAGCUUGCCCCGGUCGAUAUGAUAAUCUUUCAGUCAUCCGUUAAACGUCUGAGGGAAUCGACCAUCGCGAGAUGUUUUCUGUUAGUGUCUACGAAAGAAGGUGUGCAUGCUAUAUUAUUCGUCGUUUGCGUAAUCAACGUGGCCGCCAGGCCACCUUCGAGCUUAACAAUAGAAAAGCGAUUUCCAUCGACGGCAGUCCGCUCCGAGAUCGAUUGGUUGAAAACGGAACUCGACGAUUCUUCAGGCGUCGUACACGGACCAAAAAUGGUCAUAAACGUCGACCCCAAUAUGAUCCAUAACGAUUCAUUUCUCGUAGGCUCCUCUCAGACCUAAUUUAUCUCAUCUAGUUUAUACCAACUAAUGUCACGAACCAAAGUUAAGAAGAAUUCGAUUGCAAUUAUUCCCUUUCCAGAUACACCAGAAGUCAAGUCAACACGUCAUAAGUUUACGUGGCAUCAUAAAAUUUAGGAGCAAGCAGAUAGAUAAUAAAAACAGACGGUAAGUUUUCUAGUACGCCAUCUCAAAGAUUGUAAAGUGAAGAAGUAGGAACUUCAAAAUGCCUUACAUCUAGCGUUUGCUGCGAGGUAGAACAUCGCCUGCAGAAAGACGUUGCAUGUAACUUCGAGACAUAUCAUUUGUCAAAACGUAGACUUACAAAAUUGAGUGUUCUCCUCUGCACUAGGAUGAGGGAGGAUUCAAGAGAGUCAUAUCAACUAGUCGUCACUCGUGAAGACUAAAGCUCGCUUCAGAUCGGUGGCUAAGAGUGCUACCGAUCUUGUUGAGAGCUGCCACGGGUGUAGUCAUGUAUAAGUAAAGUAUACACACUCUAAAAAUAAAACGCUCGAGUAAGCGCAAUAACUUAAUCGCGCAAUUUGCGUUUCGACGUUUUCAUGAAGACACGAACGCUGUUAUAAUAGUAUGCAUGCAUUUGGAAAGGUAGUGAGUUCAUCUUUAUUCUGAAUUCACCGUUGUGUCCGAAACCUUUCGUUAAGAAUCAGUGCCGACAUCAAUACCAGUGUACGCAGCUGUCUUACUAACUACGCCGAGUUUCUCCUAAGAAAGGAGACCUUUGCUUUCGUUUUGAAAGAUUUAAAAACCUUACAAGUGCGUCUCAGGGUUCUACGACAGUCACAGCAUCAACUUAGAAAGAAAAACGUGACUUCCACUUUUGCACAAACGCUGGCUGAGAAAUCGAAUGUGCGCUCCUUAUUCUGUGAAUAAUUAAGACCUGCAAUAGUUUAAAGUGAAUUGUCAAUUUUUUCUUCGUAUUUUUUUUUAUUUUUUUAACGAGCUUUGCGUUUCAUGUUGUUGAAAUAAUACUCUACCUACCCAGCCCUUACUUUCGUUCACGCAUGCACGCGGAAGCUUGCGAUAGCCAUUACGGGUUACAAACUUACGUUCCUAGAUUUAAACGGGGAUCCCGAUUCUCCGAGAGAAAGUACAACGGAAAGCGGCUUAUGUGUCACGUGUUAGGUUUGUCUCGUCAUUGAACGUUUAUUUUUUGUCGUUAUCAAGGUGCCCUUUUUAACUAUUUGUUCGUUACGCGAGUACAUAUACGAGCUUAACUGUGGUUAUUGACGCUGGGUUUGACGGUUCAACAUACCCGUGUGUAAGCUGGCUCGUCACCCUGCAAGUGUCAAUAUAAGCACAUUCUCAACCAAUCCCUCGCCGUCACCUAGCGUGGCUGCUCAAGAAGCACGAGGGCGAACGCCCAACUACUAGGGAGUGAUUCACAAAACUGAUAUAUGUGAUUCAAAGAACUGUUCACAAUAACUUACUUUUUUUUCUCUAACUGAGGGAGAGAAAGGGUUGAGAUUAUUUAUUCUUAGUCACUUUAUCUUCUGCUCAUUUUUUUAACGGUGUACCACACUGCCCCUCGUAGGUCACCCGGCAAGUGUGAAGGCUAGUCAUAUGCGUACUACACAUAGUUCUGCGUUUGGUUCUCCAAUUACCGCGAACAUGUAUAUGAGUUCGAUACCCGUCGAUACCUUGAAUUCAUAACAUCGUUUGUUAAGAUCCCUCACCUUUCCAACCGGUUGAUGCUGGUGAGUGAAAUAGAAGUCAUUUUGAGUUGUUCCGCGAAGCAUGUAUACGAAGGCAACCGGCGUCGACGGUGCUUUCGCUGCUCGGGCACGAUCUAAGCACUCACGCGCAAUUGAAGCAUCAUCGAAACUAGUUGCAGAACUUGCGCCGCGAGCAAGAAGUCUGAAAAACAAAAAUCACCCUAUCACUUACCAGCAACGCGUUUCGUGUGUUUCUCACAGGCAGCUCCGUGUCUCUAACGGGCAUCUUUACGUGAUCUAGUCUGUCAGAUUUGUAUAUAUAUAUACAUAUAUAUGACCUUCUAUUGUUUAAUUGUUCUUCUCAAAUAUGUUAUGUACAUUUGUUACUGGUAUGUUCGUAGGUUAGGAAGUUCCUGGCUUUCUGUGGACAGUUCGAUUGUACAGGUUGACACUUGGAUCUCAGUCCAGGAUGUACUACUAGUCCUUCCUUCAUGUGUUGUCUGUAUAAUCUGUACGUCUGUGGGUGAGUGUGUACGUACUUCUGUCGUCAUUCCUGUGGCGCUAGUUGAAUUCGGCUGGCUGGAUGAUGGCUACAUCCGACGCUUCCUCAAACACUCGUUGCUCGCCCGAAGUCAGCAUCUUGCUUACUGUGCAGAGCGAAAGUUUGUCUGCUUCUUGCACAGCGAUUGCAGUGUCGUCAGAACGAAGCCAAGCUCUGAUUGGCUCCGAUUGAAGGAUAGUGGGUAGGCCUCGAGGUCUACCCACUAUCCUUCAAUCGGAGCCAAUCAAAGCUCAGCGUUCUGACGUCACCAUAACCUCCGCAAAAGAAGCGGACGAACUUGAUCUCUGCACAGUCAUCGACAGCUUAAAAAAUGCAGGUUAUGGCUUAGUACGUCCGCUCUUCUUGCUUCCUGAUUGGCUCUUCUGCUUUCUCGUUGGCCAAUGCCUCAAUCUCAUUGGCUGCGGGGCGAUAAUGAAUUGCUCGGGACUUACCAGGCCAUGCGUCUCUUAAGUUGUCAGUCACUAUGCGGAGAGCAAGUCGUCUGCUUCUUGCGCAGGAGUUAAGGUGACGUCAGGAAGACGUCGAGCUCUGAUUGGCUCUGAUUGAAGAAUAGGAAGCAGACCUCAAAGCAAGCUGCCUCGAGGUCUACCCACUAUCCUUCA
This is a messenger RNA of Ixodes scapularis (black-legged tick), 6932 nucleotides long. RefSeq names its product choline O-acetyltransferase. Gene Ontology annotation, biological process: acetylcholine biosynthetic process; neuromuscular synaptic transmission. The record is from RefSeq and is a predicted model, not a curated record. Gene Ontology annotation, cellular component: neuron projection; cytoplasm. Gene Ontology annotation, molecular function: choline O-acetyltransferase activity. The transcript is spliced from 15 exons. NCBI's taxonomy places the organism in Eukaryota, Metazoa, Arthropoda, Arachnida, Ixodida, Ixodidae. The coding region runs from base 114 to 2033 and encodes 639 amino acids.